AUGGCGCCGUCCACCGCAUUCCAGAAAACGAAGAGUGGUGGUAGAACAUUCUCCCCACCUCGGCCAGGCGGCAAGUCGAAGGUGACCACCAAAUCGACGAAAGAGAAGGGCGCGGCCGCCCGACACAGUUUAGGUGCGAUGGGGAACUCGAAGGUGCACAAACAACAGCAGCAGCGAAAACCCAAGGCAGGACAGAGGCCGAAACCGCGAAAGCCAGCGCGGAGAGGGGACGCGGGCACUAUGAGAGCCAUACUGCGGGCAGGGGGGGACUCAGACUCGGAAGAGGAAGAGGAAGACGACGACGAUGAUCAUGGUGGUGGUGCCGAGGACGAGAACCUUGACGAUGAGGAGGAUGAGGACGACGACGAAGAUGGCAAUGACGAUGAGGCACAAGAAGACGAAAACGAGUCGGAGGAAGAAGAAGCCUCCCUCGCUCAUGACCACGAUCUCAAUCUCUCCUCCCCAGAACCCGACUUCAUCCUCGCCGAAGUCAGCACCACCACGACAGGAGGAAGAAGAACGAACACGACCUCCUCCCCAUUCUCCUCCACAGACCCACCUAUCCCCCUGCCCCUCGUCCACCGGAUCAUGCACGCCCACUUCUCCCGCCCGGAGCAGACCUCCAUCUCCUCAGACGCGCGACAGCUGGUGGGCAAAUACGUCGAGAUCUUCGUCAAGGAAGCCAUCCGGCGGUGCGUGGACGACAAGCGAGAGCGCGCCGCACACGGCACCGGCGAUGACGCCGUCGUGGGGGACACGGGGUGGUUGGAAGUCGAGGACCUCGAGAGGGUCGGCGUGCAGCUGUGUUUGGAUUUCUGA
Messenger RNA from Fonsecaea erecta, 819 nucleotides. RefSeq lists its product as hypothetical. Gene Ontology annotation, biological process: DNA repair; resolution of meiotic recombination intermediates; kinetochore assembly. Gene Ontology annotation, molecular function: protein heterodimerization activity. The coding region runs from base 1 to 819 and encodes 272 amino acids. Lineage: Eukaryota; Fungi; Ascomycota; Eurotiomycetes; Chaetothyriales; Herpotrichiellaceae. The record is from RefSeq and is a predicted model, not a curated record. Gene Ontology annotation, cellular component: FANCM-MHF complex; Fanconi anaemia nuclear complex. The transcript has a single exon.